AUGGCUCCGCGCAAGAUCAAGUGCUCUUUCAAGGAGUGCAAGGAGGCAGCGCAGCGCAUUGCUGGCGACUGCGGUUUCUGUAACGGCCACUUCUGCGGCCGUCACCGGUUACUAGAGGACCACAAGUGCACUGGUCUUGAAGACUGCAAGAAGGCAGCACACGAGCAGAACGCUGCCCAGCUUGAAUCCGAGCGGACCCACGUCAUCAAGGGCGUAUAA
Messenger RNA from Sporothrix brasiliensis 5110, 219 nucleotides. RefSeq names its product nuclear protein. The transcript has 2 exons. Gene Ontology annotation, molecular function: zinc ion binding. The record is from RefSeq and is a predicted model, not a curated record. NCBI's taxonomy places the organism in Eukaryota, Fungi, Ascomycota, Sordariomycetes, Ophiostomatales, Ophiostomataceae. Bases 1 to 219 code for a protein of 72 amino acids.